Molecule: messenger RNA, 787 nt
Organism: Corythoichthys intestinalis (scribbled pipefish)
Lineage: Eukaryota; Metazoa; Chordata; Actinopteri; Syngnathiformes; Syngnathidae
Product: zinc finger BED domain-containing protein 4-like
Exons: 2
Coding region: 21-659 (212 amino acids)
Molecular function (GO): protein dimerization activity
Source: RefSeq, a predicted model, not a curated record
AGGUAAUUCCGCUGUUGUCCAUGUUGCAUCACUCCCUGGAGGAAGAAGAGAUUCGACAGCUUCAAACUCCAGAGAGCACAUCCAUGGUUGAGUUUCUGCAAAGACAACUAAGAGAGAAGCUGAACCAACUCCAGUCUAUGAGCAUUAUGUUUCUGGCUACUCUGCUUGACCCAAGGUUUAAAAAAGUAGGCUUCUUCAGUCCCAGUAAAGCAGCAGAGGCAGAAAAAAGGCUCACGAUGGAAUGCGCAGCUAUCAUGAGCCGCACAGCCUCAUCUACUUCAUCAUCAUUAUCAUCACCGUCGUCGUCAUCAUCAGAACCUUCCCAGUCUGUUGGAGGAAGCAAACUGUGGCAUCAUUUUGAUGCCUCAGUCCAUCAAGCAAGAACCACAAAUGUCACGGCAAAUGCAACAGUUGAGGUGCAAAAGUAUCUGGGAGCACCAAACAUCCCCAGAGUUGAAAGUCCCCUUCAGUACUGGGAAUCACAGAAAUAUACACUUCCAACUUUAUACAAACUUGCUGUAUCCUAUCUAUGCACCCCUGCUUCAUCAGUGCCAUGUGAAAGAGUUUUUUCAAAAGCAGGUGAAAUUCUCUGCAAAAAAAGAAACCGCCUGAGUCCAAAAACUUUGGAAAAAAUAUUGUUUCUAAAUAAAAAUGAGUAAGCACAUUUUGCCUCAUUUCAUUUUCACUUGUUUCUUUUGCACAUAGACAAAGUAACACACAAUAAUUCAUGUUAAACUUAAAAUAUGUAUUUUCUUUGUAAUCAGAGCAUGAUUCAUGCACCAAGCAU